AUGGCGGCUCCAGCGGGUGAUGGAGGGGUUCAGAGGUUGACGGAAAGGUGGGCUGACAUGGUUUUAGACGAUGAAACCGAGGGUUUCGAACCUGUUCUGGAUAAUGGCGAUGCCCAGUCAGAAGGUGCGAAAACCUGGGUAGUUGUAGGUCGUUUCUUGACGUCAAAACUGGUUAAAGUUGAGUUCAUGAGACAAGUGAUGGCGUCGGUCUGGCGUCCGGUCAUGGGGGUACAGAUUUCAGAGGUGCAGCCAAAUUUGUUUAUGUUUGUGUUUUAUCACGAAUCUGAUAUGCGCUACGUGCUUGAUGAAGGGCCAUGGUCGUUCGAGAACAACACGUUGGUUUGUAGACAGCUUGUUGAUGGUGUACUCUCGGGUGAUGUGCUCCUCGAUUCGGUUGACAUGUGGGUUCAGGUACAUGACCUUCCUCUCGGGUAUACGUCUGAUCUUGUGCUGGAACAGGUUGGCAAUUUUCUGGGUACGUUUGUGCGGUGCGAUGACAGGUUUGUCGGAGCUCCGUGGAGGAUGUUCUAUCGCAUAAGGGUUGUAAUACCUGUUGGUCGCCCUAUUCAGCGUCGGAUGAACCUGGUGAAAAGGGAUAAAACUGCUAGCUGGGUGACCUUCCGGUAUGAACGAUUGCAUACAUACUGUUUCUUUUGCGGCAUGUUAGGACACUCCUACAAAUUUUGCCUGAAAGCAAGAGAGUCCAAUAUGCCUGUUGAGUUCUACCCGUAUGGUGCAGAGUUACGUGCUGGAGGAUUUCGUGGACCGAGAGCUGUAGGGGAGCCAUGGCUGAUUCCACUCACGGGACCUCCUAAAUCGGCUGAUGAGACUAUUGGAAACAUGAGGCAGUCGGUUGAUAAUUCCUCGGCUUUGGUCGCGGAACAGCAGGCAGCUGUCAGUGUGGUUGCAGUAACUAAAAGGCUUAGGGAGGGUUCGGGUGGCGGAGUUCGAAGGAAUGGCGGUGUGCCUGGUGAUGUUGUCAUGUCAGAUGUUCCAAAAAACUUGUCCUCGGCGGGUUCUGGUUCCCAGACCCGCCCAUCCUCAUGA
Ipomoea triloba (trilobed morning glory) is the source of this 1047-nucleotide messenger RNA. RefSeq lists its product as uncharacterized. Lineage: Eukaryota; Viridiplantae; Streptophyta; Magnoliopsida; Solanales; Convolvulaceae. Bases 1 to 1047 code for a protein of 348 amino acids. The record is from RefSeq and is a predicted model, not a curated record. The transcript has a single exon.